Molecule: messenger RNA, 1458 nt
Organism: Geodia barretti
Lineage: Eukaryota; Metazoa; Porifera; Demospongiae; Tetractinellida; Geodiidae
Source: the annotation of a GenBank genome assembly
AUGUCGACGAAAGGUGCGCCAUCUAAACGUAGUCCCGAGUUCAACUUUGACACUAAAGCUCUCAUCCAAGAGGGAGCCACACCAAACUGGACUCGCGACUUUCCCGUCGUAGGCGAAGGCACACUUAUUUUCUCCAUCCAGCGCAGCACGCCGUUCUCGAUCGUCGUUCGACCAAAAUUAGACCCGGGCGAGCCUGGAGCCAACCAGUGGAUCGCUCUUGAGGUUCACAGGGUAUCAGCCAAUUUCAAAAUAGGCCUCGAAGAUCAUUAUAAGCAGCUCAAGCAGGUAGAGGGGAUCGUAAAUUUGGAGCAGGUCGGCUACGAACCAGGGAAGAAAAUCUCCUACUGGUUCAGCUACGACCGUGAUCUGCUGACGCUCAAGUACGGCAAAGGAUACCGCAUGGAGCAAACUACCCUGAUGGAGUUCAACUUUCUCACAGGAGACAAGAAGAUAGACGAAAAGACGAGGGAAAGUCUGAAGUAUCUGUUUAGCCCGACAAUCCGCAGGCGCAUCGAGCAGUACGAUCUCGAGGGACGCAAGGAAAUGAUUCAGCGCUAUGCGGCGCGCUUUCGAGACGUCGGUUUUAAAGGGCAAUCUCUUCAGCAAAUGUUCCCCAACCUCAAGGCCGAAGCGAUAGGUGUGAAAUCCGAGUCUCUAGCAAAGUCAAUCAUCGACAUCGAGCACCAGGUUAACUUCGACAAGGAACCUUUCGUGUGCAACUGGUCUGCCUUCGUCCUAGACAGCUCAAAGGUGAACCUAUUCGAACUGGACGACAACAAGUACACCUUUUCUGCCAGCCUGCCUCCCGCCUGUCAGGAGCUUUACUUCAAUGUCACUGCACCAAACGUGAACCUGGACUGGUCUCCAGAGCCUACCAAGUACAGGCUCUCCGACGCCAUCCGUUACAGUCUUCAAGGGCCAAAUGGCAAACUGUACAAGACACUGAAGUCCAAGACGGGCGAGUUCGGAGAUUUCAGCGAAACAUACCUGCGCGUCACACUCGGGAGCAACCGCGGCAGCUCCCCAGGCAUCCCGUAUGUUCUAGAGAUAUGGCCGAUGAACCACGGUAGUCCCAUCCACAACCACGGCAAUGCAUACGCCGUCAUCCAUGUUCUGCACGGUGGGUUGACGAUAAAAGUCUUCAACAAGCACGUAGAUCGCCCCAAAGCUCCACCGUUGAUGAAGUUCGACGUCAAGGCCGGCGACACAACUUGGAUUUCUCCCAACUGGUUCCAGACACACCAGUUGUGGAAUAGCACCGAGGACUAUUGCGCCACAGUCCAGUGCUAUCAAUACGGAGUCAACGACCUUACACACUGGCCGUAUUUCGACUACGUCGCCAGUACCAAGGUGAUCGACGAGUUCCUCCCUGACAGCGAUUACACGUUUCAUGAAAUGCGAGACACGGUGCUGAAGGAGUUUACCGAGUUCAUGGACCACGCUCCGACUGUGAAUUAG